CCGCCCUCUGUCUGUUCCUGGCUGAGGCGGGGCGGCGGGAGCUAUGGCGGCUGUGACAGAUGUGCAGCGGCUACAAGCCCGUGUGGAGGAGCUGGAGCGCUGGGUGUACGGGCCGGGCGGGUCUCGCGGCUCGCGGAAGGUGGCCGAUGGCCUGGUCAAGGUGCAGGUGGCUUUGGGGAACAUCGCCAGCAAGAGGGAGAGGGUGAAGAUUCUGUACAAAAAGAUUGAAGACCUGAUCAAAUACCUGGAUCCUGAGUACAUUGACCGCAUUGCCCUACCUGAUGCCUCUAAGCUGCAGUUCAUCUUGGCAGAGGAGCAGUUUAUCCUCUCCCAGGUUGCGCUUCUGGAGCAGGUGGAGGCUUUGGUGCCCAUGCUGGACAGCACUCAUAUCAAAGCCGUUCCUGAGCAUGCCGCCCGCCUGCAGCGCUUGGCCCAGAUCCACAUCCAGCAGCAGGACCAGUGUGUGGAGAUCACUGAGGAGUCCAAGGCUCUCCUGGAGGAAUACAACAAGACUGUAUCCUUUCUGCUCAGCCAGGCCCCUGAGGAGUGCUGUCCGGAGCCCUGUCCUUUUAUUCCAUUUCUAGCUCUGUCCCUCAUCCCAUCCCAACCAGCCUGUCUAUUCUCCUGCUUCCCGACACUUUAGGCAGAUGCAAACCUCUCCACUCCCUCUCUCAGAUGCCUGUUCUCACCUUGACCUGCGACCAGACAAUGCUUCUCUCCAAGCAGUUCGUGCAGUGGGAUGAGCUACUUUGCCAGUUAGAGGCUGCCAAGCAAGUGAAGCCAGCAGAGGAGUGAUGGCUGCUUCCCAUCCUAGGGUGGGCCAGGGCAGCCAGGCUCCAGGCCCUGUACCCACCUGCCCUUGUAACAGGGCAGAGCAGAGGCAGCUCUGUAUUUAUUGGAUUCACAGCCUACCCAUCUGCAUUCAGGUGGGGCUCUGGGGUCAGAGGUCUGGCUACUUGAGAUUUGCUAUUUGCACCCCCUCCCCUCAUCAGUGUCCUGUUCCAGAGACAAUAAACUGUACAGAUCACUGGA
Balaenoptera musculus (blue whale) is the source of this 1032-nucleotide messenger RNA. RefSeq names its product dynactin subunit 3 (gene DCTN3). The transcript has 6 exons. Gene Ontology annotation, biological process: cytoskeleton-dependent cytokinesis. Gene Ontology annotation, cellular component: dynactin complex. Lineage: Eukaryota; Metazoa; Chordata; Mammalia; Artiodactyla; Balaenopteridae. Bases 44 to 643 code for a protein of 199 amino acids. The record is from RefSeq and is a predicted model, not a curated record.